Truncatella angustata is the source of this 831-nucleotide messenger RNA. RefSeq lists its product as uncharacterized. Lineage: Eukaryota; Fungi; Ascomycota; Sordariomycetes; Amphisphaeriales; Sporocadaceae. The transcript has a single exon. The record is from RefSeq and is a predicted model, not a curated record. The coding region runs from base 1 to 831 and encodes 276 amino acids.
AUGGCAAACGGCUCGUCCUUAAAAGACUUCUCAGGCAAGGGGGCAAAGAUCAGAGAACGGCACAGAAAGUUCUGGGAUAUCCAGUGUGCCAUAGCUGAUGUCCUGGCAUACUCCCAGGGCAAAGAGGGUCACGAAUAUGGCGUCGAUCUUCCAUUAGCAAAGAAGGGCUCAUGGUUAACACCCAAUCCACCCUUUCGAAACCCCAAAGACGCAAAGCUGGCAAGGAACGAUCAGACUUUCAUCAUCGGUAACACGUCAUCCUUCGACAUUGCUCAAUACCCCGGUGAAGAAAAGAGAGCUAGCAUGUCGAUGGUUCAUCUUUUGGGCAUCCCUGAAGCCAGGAUCUUCAACGGAGUUUCGUUAAACCGCGCUAAUGUCCAUAUUAUCGAAAACAUGAUCGAGCUUUUCAAGAGAAAUUGGAACGAGUUCAAUGACGACGAGAAAGUAUACCCUUUCAGAUGUGCAGUGUUAAAGCAUGUACAGGACACAAUAUCUGCAAGAAAGGAUUCGCAGCUCGCCAACUUGGAAAAUCAGGACCCCAACAACAAGGCGAGGCAGGAAGCAGUAAAUGAGUCGUGGGAAACAGCACGCAAUCGCCUCGCUGCCAUGCAGAAUAAAAUAUACGAUCUCGGAACCAACGAUUUUCUUUUCGGGCUGCAUCUAUGGGACGAACAGAGUGUAAGCCACCUGCACUUACACAUCAUCGCAAAGUCUCCAGAACUCCUUAUAUUUUCUACCCGAGAACAUGAUGUGAAGACUGUGGAUGCAGAAGAAGUUCAGAGAUACAUCGAGGGAACCUUGUGCAGUCAUAUUUCAAAUACGUUGGGUUGA